This is a messenger RNA of Populus nigra (black poplar), 1341 nucleotides long. RefSeq names its product exopolygalacturonase clone GBGA483-like. The record is from RefSeq and is a predicted model, not a curated record. NCBI's taxonomy places the organism in Eukaryota, Viridiplantae, Streptophyta, Magnoliopsida, Malpighiales, Salicaceae. Gene Ontology annotation, biological process: carbohydrate metabolic process. Gene Ontology annotation, molecular function: polygalacturonase activity.
AUGGCCGCAGGAGUUGCAUACCAUUUGUGCUUCUUGCUAUUAGUCACCCAAGUAAAAGGUUCAAAUUUUGAUGUGAAAGCCUAUGGAGCGAAGGCUAAUGGCAUGACAGAUGAUACCAAGGCUAUAAAUAGCGCUUGGAAAGAUGCAUGUGCUGCCAAAGAAGCCAGCACGGUGGUGAUAGCAAAAGGGAACUACAUGGUCGGUCCACUGAAAUUCGAAGGACCUUGCACAGCCCCUGUAACGGUGAAGGUUCAAGGAACUCUCAAGGCUACGGCAGACCCCAAGCGACUGCGUGAUGAUUGGGUCGCUUUCCGGAAUGUCGAAGGAUUAACUGUCUCAGGCGGUGGAAUAUUCGAUGGUCAAGGAGCAAUUGCUUGGUCCGUAAAUAAUUGUGCGAAAACUGGAAAAUGCAAUUCCUUGCUCACAAAUUUACAAUUCACAAAGCUGACCAACUCAAAAAUAGAAGGGAUAACGUCCCUGAACAGCAAGCUGUUUCACAUGAACAUUUUGAACUGCAAUAAUGUGACCUUCCAAAACAUUGUGAUCAACGCACCCAAAAACAGCCUCAACACUGAUGGGAUUCAUAUCGGUCGAUCAACUAUGGUCAAUAUUACGGGCGCAACCAUAAAAACUGGGGAUGAUUGUGUCUCGCUUGGCGAUGGCUGCCAACAAAUAAACGUUGAGAAAGUAACCUGCGGACCAGGCCAUGGCAUUAGUAUAGGAAGCCUUGGCAGAUACCAUGAUGAACAACCAGUACAUGGAGUUACAGUGAGGAAUUGCACCCUCCAAAACACUGAAAAUGGUGUUAGGAUUAAAACAUGGCCAGCUUCCCCCAGUGGCGUAGCUUCAAAUGUUAAUUUUGAGGAUAUUAUCAUGAAAAAUGUUAGCAACCCUAUUCUUAUUGACCAAGAAUACUGCCCUUAUAAUAACUGCCUGGCAAAGGUUCCCUCGCGUGUUAAGAUCUCCGAUGUUAGAUUCGAAGGCAUACGGGGCACCUCUGCAACUCAAGUGGCAGUGAAAAUUGUUUGUAGCAGAGGCCUGCCAUGCCAAAAUGUUUCUGUUGAGGAUAUCAACUUGGUAUACAAUGGAAAAGAAGGGAGCUCAACAUCUCUAUGCGCAAACGUGAAGCCCCAAGUCUCCGGGAAAGUAUUUCCAGCCACCUGUACUCCGUCUGCUUAACCUUCUUCUAGCUAGCUGCUAUUCACUUCUUAUGUAUAAUUGUAAAUCCUACCUCCUGGCACCCCCUCAUGCUAGCUUGCAUGCAUGAAUGGCCUCUUUUUUCGACCUAUACUGUAUAAAUUGUUUUUGGAUAAGUAGAAUUACGCCAUUUUGGCUAUGGCA